Molecule: messenger RNA, 1559 nt
Organism: Striga asiatica
Lineage: Eukaryota; Viridiplantae; Streptophyta; Magnoliopsida; Lamiales; Orobanchaceae
Source: the annotation of a GenBank genome assembly
GCCUAUAAAUGCAAACUGAAGCAAAGAAAUGGAGGGGAGGAGUGGGAACCGCCGAGCGACGGUAGGAGGGUAAAUCCCCUUUUGUGGAUUCCUUUUAAAUCUAUCACCUGAGAUUCAAUAGUCCACCGGAUAUCGAAAAUGGGUGUUGAAAUUCAUCGGAAAAUCGACGGACAAAAUGGCGUUACAUCUGUCGCUGCCGCGCCGGUGAUAGUGGGGCUACAGCCGUCGGCUCUGGUGGACCACGUGGCAAGAGUUGAUUGGCCACUCCUCUCCCGUAUCCCAGGGGAGCCUGGCGGCUCCUUCCCUGUGGCUACCGAUGAGCUGAAGUUCAUCUUGAGUGAGCUUCAUGCUCAUAUCAAUGAUUCUCCAGAUAACACGUCUCCAUUGAAGACCAUAGCAGGUGGGAGUGUAGCUAACACAAUUCGAGGCCUAUCAGCCGGUUUUGGAAUCACUUGUGGGAUAAUUGGGGCUUGUGGGGAUGAUGAUCAGGGAAGAUUGUUUAUAAAUAACAUGAGCUUCCACAAAGUUGAUCUUUCGAGAUUAAGGUUGAAAAACGGGCAUACAGCACAGUGUGUGUGCUUAGUUGAUGAAUUGGGGAAUAGAACAAUGAGGCCAUGCCUCUCAAGUGCCGUAAAAGUUCAGGCAAAUGAUUUGACUACUGCAGAUUUGAAAGGUUCUAAGUGGCUCGUGCUGAGGUAUGCAAUAUUUAAUAUAGAAGUUAUUCAGGCAGCCAUUAAAAUUGCUAAGCAAGAAGGUGUCUUUGUCUCGCUAGAUCUGGCCAGUUUUGAGAUGGUGAGAAAGUUCAAGUUGCAACUCUUACAGUUACUGGAAUCAGGGAGCAUAGAUCUUUGCUUUGCCAAUGAGGAUGAGGCUGCCGAGCUACUGAGCGGUGAAGACGAAGACAAAUCCGAUCCGGAGUCAGCUCUUGAAUUUCUUGGGAAACACUGCCAAUGGGCUGUAGUGACAUUAGGCUCAAAGGGAUGUAUCGCAAAACACGGAAAAGAGGUUGCGCGUGUUCCAGCAAUAGGGGAGUCAAAAGCAGUGGACGCAACAGGUGCAGGGGACCUAUUUGCAAGCGGGUUUCUGUAUGGACUUGUGAAGGGACUCUCGCUUGAGGAGUGCUGCAAGGUGGGUUCAUGCAGUGGUGGCUCGGUUAUACGUUCUCUUGGGGGUGAGGUGACUCCCGACAACUGGCAGUGGAUGUAUAAACAACUGCAGACCAAAGGGCUUCCUGUCCCAGACCAGUACUUUGCUCGAGAUCUUUAACAAUCUAAUUGUAAUUUUAGUUUUUCUAUAAUUAUUUGGACUGUUGAUUCAGCUAUUAAUCAUGUGGUUGGAAGCAUAAGGACAGUUAUUUGAAAGUUGCAUAUUGGGGGAGUGCUUCUCUUUCUCUCUCUCUCUCUCUUUCUCCUUGGUGUGUAUGUUUGUGAAUAUUUAGUCGUUGUGUGCUGCACGCUCACGUUUAAAAUCCGACAUUUUAAAAGGAAACAAGAGUGUAUCCAAAUUUGCUACAUCAAGGUCUUGUUUUGAUUUCCAGCUUCCUAAUGAAUGCUAUGACA